GCCCAAACCCCACAGCUUUUUACAAGGCUGCCACACCUGCCAACCCCUCGCGUGACGAUCGCUGUAAUUCUUUUCGGCAGUAAUUCCCGCAAUUGUACGGAGUAGCAACUGCUGUCCGAAGUACAUUACACGCUAUUCCUAAAUAAGACUAAGCUGCCAGGGUAGGGUCCGAGCGUCCCUUGGCGUUCAUACGUGCCCUUAGUCAGCUGCGUCUAGUCCGGAUCGGGAAAUCAAGCUUCUCACCCGCGACAUCAUCCUGGAUAAAUUCCCCGACAGCUCUCCGCAGGAAGAAACACGCCGCGGUCGAUGCAGCGUCAAACAGAUAAAAGCGAUCGCCGGGCCAUCUGAUACCAUACCUGUCGAGAGGAGCAAUUCCGGUUUGCUGCUACCUGUCCAGCACAAAAUUAGGGAGAUUGCGGCGUCAACGGCUCCGUUUCAUCCACACCUUAUUAUUUGACUAAAUCCACUUCGCGUAAUUCCUCCGUAUUUAGUGCUCUUUUACAGCUCCCAAUUGCCCCGUUGACUCCAUCCACACGGUCCACCACUCCGGGAAAAAAUCCAUUUGACUCAAAUAUCGUUAUAGGCUGCCGUACCGGGACUUUUCACCCGCUAAGAUCUCGCUGCGCUGCAGGGACCGAGGUUGAAUUCACACACGGUGCUCUGCAAAUCGGAUUCAGGCCCAGAGCCUCUCCAUCGCACAUUAGCGCAGUUCUCAUUUCUUCAAACAACCCUAUCCCUAUCAAUGACGUUUUCGCGCUCCAGUAAUCGCUAUUAUCCCUAUUGUUAUUCCUCUCUCCUGUUUUCGCGCGCAAACAAAGUUUCGCCUGCUCGCUGAUCCCGACCCUACCGGCAGCUGGAGAAGGGGGAGAGACACUACUAUCUUCGCUUAUAUCAACUGGCGUGGCCGCGUGGGCUAGUACCCAGCGAGACCCCUCACCAUAAACACAUCACUAUCGCGACUCCCCUCCUCUCUUUCCGACGGAAGUUGGGGAUCGUCAGGAGCUAAAUAUCUUCGUUUUGCAUGCAUAGUUUCCUUAGCAUUUUCUCUUCUCUGAAAAUCUCCGAUCCUUCCCCGCAUCUUUAUAAAAAGGGGUGAUAUAUUUCCUUGCGUCAGUGGUGAACAUGGAGGCAAAGUUUCUCCAUGUUCAACCCCUGAAACUUAAUGCGAAGAUACUCAAGCCAAUACUUCGCGCGCACGUUCUAGGUUAUCUUACGGUCACAGGACCUAAACUGAUCACUUUCCUCAAAGUACUUCGCAGAAAAGAUUUGAGUAGCGAAGAUAAAUUCAACCGCCUCUUUAAAGUUUUAAGUGGAUCGUUUCACUGGAACAGAUUCCCUGCGUUUUGCGCAUUGCUUGUCGGAGGCUCAACUCUACUUCCAGCCAUCCUUGGGCCGCUCUUCAAGGGAGCUUGGGGUAAAGGAAAAGUCAAAGUUCGACCAGCCUUAGCACAGAGCUCAUUGCGCACGAUUCGUUUUCUUGCUGCCCUUUUAUCUGCGUGGCUUUGCUUCCCCAUUCUUAACUCUAGAAAUGAAACCCCUCGAACUGAGGCCACCUCGACUUCGGAGGAAGAGGCUGCAAUUAAUGACAUAGCUCCGAAGGCAAAACGGAGCAAACGACAGAAAGUCCCAGGCCCUCCUGGUCUAGCCGGGAAAACACUCGACUUAAGUCUUUUCGCGCUCAUCAGAGCAACAGACGCUGUUGCAUGCAUGGCAUGGGAUCGUUGGCGAAAUCACCGAGAGGCACGAAGUAAAUGGACAUAUGCGGAGUCCAUCACCCCUCAGUUAACAGACGCUGGUGUCUUUGCUAUAAGCUCAGCCAUAGUUAUGUGGGCGUGGUUCUAUCUACCAGAGAGAUUACCUGCCUCCUACCGUAGGUGGAUCGGAGAAGCCGCGCAAGUCGACAACCGUCUGAUCGAAGCACUUCGCUCAGCCAGAAGGGGCGAAUGGGAAUAUGGAAAACCAUCAGAGAAUGAACCACCACUACAAUCUAUGUGCGCUGACUAUAAUCUACCUCGAGAAUGGGGAGAUCCAGAGAAAACAAUCCCUUUCCCCUGCGAGCUUGUCCACAUGGGCUGCGGCCCCAGUUGCGAGAAACAUGCCAUAUGGAGAUUUGCCAAAGCUUUCCGCUUCGCCUGCGCCACAUACCUACCCAUCCAGCUUGCCCUGCGCUGGCGAUCACGGUCCGUAACUGUAUUCAUCAACGCAGUUAAAAACGGCAUUCGCUCCUCUGCUUUCCUAAGUUUCUUUAUCAGUAUUUUCUACUAUUCCGUUUGCCUGACGCGAACGAGAUUGGGACCACGGUUAUUUAGCCGCAAACACGUUACACCUAUGAUGUGGGACUCCGGGCUUUGUGUUGCUGCUGGAUGUAUGAUGUGUGGUUGGAGCAUUUUGGUUGAGAAUGCGAAGAAGCGUCUGGAGGUUGCCCUUUUCGUGGCGCCGAGGGCGGCGGCGACGUUGUUGCCGCGAAGAUAUGAUGAGAAGUAUCAAUGGAGGGAGCAAGCCGCAUUCUCCGUCAGCACCGCAAUCGUCUUAACUUGCAUCCAGGAACGACCAGAAAUGAUCAGAGGUGUCUUGGGAAGGGUUUUGGGUCAGGUUUUCAAACAUUAGCGCUCUCUCUGAGAGCCCUGGAGGUUUACUCGCGAGCUCUCUUCUAUGUAUAUAAUUUACACCACUAUUAUAAUAUAUAAUAAUCUAUCAGCAAGAAUAAUGGGGUGUUGCCUUUGUUUUUGUACCCAACAAGAUGCGCUCUCCUCCUGUGUCUUUCUGCUUGUGUGGGUGGGAAUGUGCUAUUUUACCCUAAAGCAUAGUCGUAAUUCAUGAAUUGACCUGAAGAGAGAAGAAAUGACAAGUGACACUGUUUUUUGAAAUUGUCUUUGGCUUUUAAUGAUCGAAAAGUGCUACUCCAC
This is a messenger RNA of Blastomyces dermatitidis ER-3, 2906 nucleotides long. RefSeq lists its product as uncharacterized. The record is from RefSeq and is a predicted model, not a curated record. Bases 1123 to 2607 code for a protein of 494 amino acids. The transcript is spliced from 5 exons. Lineage: Eukaryota; Fungi; Ascomycota; Eurotiomycetes; Onygenales; Ajellomycetaceae.